GAUAUUAGUACUCGAUUUCUAGAAUUCUUCUAGUGCGAAUUUCUGUGGAUGUUCUGAGGGUUCAACCAAUGCAUGUGCUGUAGCGGGUAAGUGCUCCGCCUGCAUUUUAUUGGGAACUGGUAUCUCGGAAGAUUGGUAAUUAUGAUGCAGGUGAUACUAGCCUGAGAGCGAUAAGGAAGGAUAAGGAUUGGCUAUGGAGCUCGGUGAAUGUUAUGAGCCUAUCAAGAGACCGCUUCAUGGCCCAUAGGAACCCCUUUGAGGCUCGCCUGGCUAAGUAUUAAACUUGAGCUUGAGGCUUGAGUUCUCGAAGUAACCAGAGGUGACCCCAGUAGACGGAAAAAUCUAGGGUCGAGAGUCGGACCGUUAGAAUUAUUGAAUGACGUCACGGAAAUCCCGCGAUUGAUAUAAAGAGCUCCCUCCUCUUUCAAGAAUUGUCAUAUCUAAUCAUUUCAUCCACCAUGCCUGAAGGAAAAAUGAAAGCCCUCUGGUACGACGCACCACACAAAUUCUCUAUCAAAGAAGUCCCAAUUCCUCAAGUCGGUGACGACGAUGUGCUCUUGAAGGUCACUUGUUGUGGUGUAUGCGGUACAGAUGGGCACAUCCACGAAGGCGAAUUCAUUUCCAAAUUUCCACUUAUUCCGGGACAUGAAGCCAUCGGAACUGUCGUUGAGAUGGGCAAGAACGUGAAAGGCUUUGAAAAAGGUGACCGCUGUGUCGCUGAUGUCGGAAUCACGUGCGGGAGUUGUUUUUACUGCAGGCGUGGCCAAGAGUUACUUUGUGAACACUUUAACGCUCGAGGGGUGACCCAAGAUGGUGGUUUUGCCGACUACAUCGUAUAUCAACAAAAGAAGCUGUACAAGAUCAAGAACCUAAGCGACGAAGAAGCCACACUUCUUGAACCCGCCGCAUGUGCUAUCCACGGCCUCGACAAGCUCAACCCCCAAGUUGGAAUCGAGGUUCUCCUCCUUGGUGCUGGACCAACGGGUCUUAUUCUCGCACAGCUGCUCAAACUCAAUGGUGCAUCGCGAGUCGUCAUUGCUGCCAAUAAGGGUAUCAAAAUGGAUAUUGCCAAAGAUCUUGAGGCCGGAGACGAAUACAUUGAACUCGACAGGCAGCAACCUGAGGCGCAGUGGAAGAAGCUCAAGGAGGAUAAUCCUUAUGGCUUUGACGUUGUCGUAGAAGCAACGGGUGUGGAGAAGCUAGCGAAUGAGAGUAUCAACUAUGUCAGACGAGGAGGUACCUUAAUGAUAUAUGGCGUGUACGAGAAUAAGGCUCUAGUACACUGGCCUCCAAGCAAGAUUUUCGGUGAUGAAAUCAAGAUCAUCGGAUCCUUCUCACAAACAUAUUGCUUCCCGCGCGCUGUUGCAUACCUCGACAGCGGUAAGAUCAAGGUGAAGGGGAUGGUUACCGACGUCUUCAAACUGGAAGACUAUCAGGCAGCAUUGGACAAGAUGAACAGUAGGAAAGCAUUGAAGAUUGCAAUCAAGCCUUGAAACUUGAAGCUUGAUGCUUUGCGCAGAAAUCGGAACAGUGUACCCGCUUACCCACAACGUAUUUAUUUGUAGUACGAAAAGAACUGUACCAUGUAUGUAUUAUCGUCUUCGUAGUGUCUUCGUAUUAGUUUUUCAGUAAUGAUGUAGCCACUUUUUUCGAGUCCGUA
This is a messenger RNA of Lentinula edodes (shiitake mushroom), 1660 nucleotides long. Its product is annotated as chaperonin 10-like protein. The record is from RefSeq and is a predicted model, not a curated record. The transcript has 7 exons. The coding region runs from base 459 to 1493 and encodes 344 amino acids. Gene Ontology annotation, molecular function: zinc ion binding; oxidoreductase activity. NCBI's taxonomy places the organism in Eukaryota, Fungi, Basidiomycota, Agaricomycetes, Agaricales, Omphalotaceae.